AUGAUGCAUGUCAAAAAAGGCAACUGCGGAAAUGGCCCCAACAUGGUAUUGUUACCUGAAGAGCAGCUCCUGCACCACGUGGCAACACCAAAGGAGUUAGCGCAGCUCCGUCUGGCAGGCAAUGCAUAUGCUGCACGGCACGACUUCAGCAGGGCGAUUGACUGCUAUAGCUGCGCGCUACAGCUUAACCCGCCCGCUGGUGCCCACAUGCUGUAUAGCAACCGCAGCGCGAGCUACCUCCAGGUAGGUGACAUGGAGGCGGCACUGGAGGACGCUCAGCGAGCGGUAGAGCUAGCCCCUCCAGGCUUCCAUAAUGCUGCCAUUCGUCUGAUUGAUGCACUAUUUGCAUUGCGGCGGUUCGAAGAGGCAGCUGAGGCGUGCAGGGGGGCGGCGGAGCGGGACAGCUCCUUCAGGUUCCGAGAAGAAUAUCCGGUGAUUAAGGACUCUCUGAAGAGGUUGGGCCACGCGGUGUAA
This is a messenger RNA of Volvox carteri f. nagariensis, 474 nucleotides long. RefSeq lists its product as uncharacterized. Bases 1 to 474 code for a protein of 157 amino acids. Gene Ontology annotation, molecular function: protein binding. The record is from RefSeq and is a predicted model, not a curated record. NCBI's taxonomy places the organism in Eukaryota, Viridiplantae, Chlorophyta, Chlorophyceae, Chlamydomonadales, Volvocaceae. The transcript is spliced from 6 exons.